Molecule: messenger RNA, 261 nt
Organism: Aureobasidium namibiae CBS 147.97
Lineage: Eukaryota; Fungi; Ascomycota; Dothideomycetes; Dothideales; Saccotheciaceae
Exons: 2
Coding region: 1-261 (86 amino acids)
Source: RefSeq, a predicted model, not a curated record
AUGAAUAUUCUCGUGUUACUCUUCUUUGUUUUCUUUCUGCCCCUCGUCGCACUUUUAGUCUGGUUUGCUCUUUCAAGCUGCCUCGGAGACAAUGUUCGAGCUCGAGUAAGCGGAACUACCAUCAAUCCUCGGCACGGGGCCUAUGGCAGGACAUACGCCCGUAACAUCCCCUAUCCUGGAGCCGCGGGAUCAGAGGCCAUUGAGAUGGAAGACAUGAUGCAGCACGACAAGUGGGAACUUGACUCGAACGAUGAGCCUUGA